UUCUAAGGGACAGCCAGGCAGAACUCCAGUUUGGUUUUGGGGUGGUCUCAGGCUUGGAUGUGUAAUUAGGGAGGCACUCAGCCUCCUAUAGAUGCAUCUAGAAUUUGGAAAAGGAUGGGGUCUCCCAGCUGGACUUGAUGGGGACAAGAUGGAUGGGUGUGGUUUGUGCAUGUGUGAGUCCUGAGUGUCUGCUCUGCAGGAUUGUAUGUGUGUCUGCUAGGCUCUGGGCUGUGAGUUCUCUCAUCUCCAGGGAGAUCCUGCAGGUCAGCUGGGAACCGGGUUGUUUUUACUUGUGGUUUGACCCUGGGAAGGGGGGAGGGUGCCUAGCCUGAAAAACUACCCACUGAGAAGCCCCCGGAAACACCUGUGCCUUCUCUUCCCCCUGGCCCAGUGGAGGACUGACGAGGGAGGGGGGACUCUCUUGCUUCUCUUGGGACUGCCUGGGAGAAGAGGCUGUUGCUGGCAUGAAUUUUAUCGAGCUAGCAGGUGGACAGCUAGCAGGUUGACAGCGCACGCUCCAGAAUCCAGGCUCUCUGCCUAGACCCCAGAGUACCCCUACACCACCAUGACUGGCCUGCUGAAGAGGAAGUUUGACCAGCUGGAUGAUGACUCUUCCUCGCUUUGCUCAUCUUCUUCCUCUGGCCACCACUCUCGCUGUUGCUCCCCAAGUUCUUCAGUCUCCCCAGCCUGGGACUUUGAUGAGGAGGGUGCCUGGGAUCAGACACCCCUGCCUUCCCGCAAGCUCUGUGGUCCCCAGACUUUCACCCCCCCAUCCAUCCUGAAACAGGCUCCCCGGAAGCGCCCAGGCCGAGUAGCCUUCGAUGGCAUCACCGUCUUCUACUUUCCUCGGUGCCAAGGCUUCACCAGCGUGCCCAGCCGUGGCGGCUGCACUCUGGGGAUGGCCUCUCGCCACAGUGCCUGCCGCCGCUUCUCCUUGGCUGAGUUUACACAGGAGCAAGCCCAGGCACGGUACGAGAAGCUCCGCCUACGCUUGAAGGAGGAGAAGCUAGAGAUGCUUCAGUGGAAGCUUGCAGACAGCAGGACACCAGAGACAGAAGCCGGACAGCCACUUACAGUGGAUGCCAUUGAUGAUGCUUCUGUGGAGGAAGACUUGGCUAUGGCUGUGGCCAGUGGCCGGUUGGAGGAGAUGAACUUCCUACAGCCCUAUCCAGCACGGCAGAGGCGGGCUCUGCUGCGGGCUGCGGGUGUGCGGAGGAUCGACCGAGAGGAGAAGCGGGAGUUGCAGGCUCUGCGCCAGUCCCGGGAGGAUUGUGGGUGUCGCUGUGAUAGAGUCUGUGACCCUGAGACCUGCAGCUGCAGCCUGGCAGGCAUCAAGUGCCAGAUGGAUCACACAGCAUUCCCCUGUGGUUGCUGCAAGGAGGGUUGUGAGAACCCCAAGGGCCGUGUAGAGUUUAAUCAGGUACGCGUUCAGACCCAUUUCCUCCACACACUCACCCGCCUGCGGCUGGAGCAGGGGGCAGAGAGCUGUGGGGAGCUGGAGGACCCUGUCCAGGAUGGGCCACCCAGCCCUGGGGCCCAGGUCGUGGCUCCUCCUUUCUCGCUGGCCAAGCCACCUGUGAGCAGUGAGCUGGGAGACAGCAGCAGUAGCAGCGACAUGACCGACUCUUCCACAGCAUCAGGCACUAGCGAGGCCCCGGACGAUCCUGCACACCCUACCCUGCCUGGCCCUGGCUUCCAGCCCAGCAUGGAUGACGACAGCCUGGCACGGAUCCUGAGUUUCAGUGACUCUGACCUGGGUGGGGAGGAGGAGGAGGAGGAGGAAAGGGGUGUGGGGAGCCUCGACAACCUCAGUUGCUUCUACCCAGCUGACAUCUUUGGUACUGGCGACCCUAAUGGCCUAGCUAGCUGGACUCACAGCUAUUCCAGCUCUAGCCUCACAUCAGGUAUCCUGGAUGAAAAUGCCAACCUGGAUGCCAGCUGCUUCCUAAAUGGUGGCUUUGAAGGGUUAGAGGGCAGCCUCCCUGGCAUCUCAGUGCCACCGAGCACGGACGGUGGCCAGAGCAGCUCAGUGGACCUCAGCCUAUCUUCCUGCGACUCCUUUGAGCUGUUCCAGGCCCUGCCAGACUAUAGUCUGGGGCCUCACUACACCUUCCAGAAGGUGUCUGACAGUCUGGACAGCCUUGAGGCACCCUACUGUCCCUUGCUUGCCUUCUCUCCACCUGGGGAUACCAGCACUUGCUUCCUGGAGUCCAUUGUGGGCCUGUCUGAGCCAGCCGCUGCUGAGGCCUUGGCUCCCUUUGUGGACAGCCAGUUGUUUGAGGACACUGCCCCAGCAUCUCUGAUAGAAGCUGUGCCUGUGUGAGGACUGGGGUGCCUUUUCCUGGCCCCAGGAGCCCUGUUGCUGCUUUGUUGUCAUUUAGGGGCUCCCUGAGGUCUGUAUGUAACAGUCUCCCGUUGGCUGACUCACCAGUGUGGGCACUGCGGGUUUUCAUGCAACACUUUGGAAUGAUUUUAUUUAUUUUUGUAACAUUCUGUGCUAAAGAGAGGGUAGGGAAGGGGUUUCCCCUUUCACAUACCUCUUGCUCCUACCCCCAUGCCCAGUCUUUUCUACUUCCAUGGCACCUGCCAGGGAUGGGGGAAGGUGGCUUUUCUGGAGCUUUGCAGACUUACUCAUUCAGUCUCGUGCGAUGCUCCUAGCCCGAGAUGGUGAGACGGGCUGAAAUCAGUCACAUUGUAUGGCUUUUCCCGCCACCCUGAGCCAUAGACCCAUGGGUGGCUGAAUCCUCUGGACUGUGAAGACUAAUUUAUUUCCAUAAUUUAUUUGGAGACUAAGCAGCUUAGGUUUCUCCCCUCUGGCUGGUGGGCAGUGCUGGGGUCAGGGUGGGUCAUGAACUUUGUGUCAAAUGGGCCUUCUAGUCCCACAGCUCUGCCUUGCCAGGGCUUUGGUGUGUGUAGACCAGGUGUGGAUUCAAGCCCUAUGGCCUACUGUGUCUGCUGCCUGAAUCCAGAUGGCUGAGCAGGCAGGGACUGGUCCUGGACAGCAUCUGGGCAGGGGGAGGGGUUGGGCUGUCCAUCUGUGACCAAAAUUCUCUUCUGCCCCAUGCGACCCCCUUUACUUCCUGUCCUCUGCCCCAUCCCCAUUCCUGAAAGGCCAAAACCCUUUAUUUUGGGUCCAUAAGUGUAGGAGGGGGGAGCAGGAGGCCCAGAGAGGGCAAGGGGCUUGCCUCAGGGUCCAUAGCAUGCCCCUGAUACUAUCUCAGGGCUUUCUGGGCACUGCACUCCAGCCUGGGCCACCUGCCCAUACCUUCAGGCCAGUUGGCCUGGAGUGAGGGGUAAUUCCUAUGGCUUUUAAGCCCUUCAUUUGCAGAAGCUGAAUUUUGUAUCAUAAUUUCUAUAUUGUUCCUGAGUGUUAGAAGAACUAUAAUUUAUUCAUUUUUCUCUGUGUCUGUGCCAAGAAGCCCAGGCUCUGGGCUUGGCUCAUGCCCAGGAGGCCUUCCCAGCCUGUGUGCUUGUGGGAACACCUUGUACCUGAGCUUACAGGUACCAAUAAAGA
Talpa occidentalis (Iberian mole) is the source of this 3514-nucleotide messenger RNA. It is a transcript of the gene CSRNP1, whose product is annotated as cysteine and serine rich nuclear protein 1. Gene Ontology annotation, cellular component: nucleus. NCBI's taxonomy places the organism in Eukaryota, Metazoa, Chordata, Mammalia, Eulipotyphla, Talpidae. The transcript is spliced from 5 exons. The coding region runs from base 566 to 2323 and encodes 585 amino acids. Gene Ontology annotation, molecular function: sequence-specific DNA binding; DNA-binding transcription factor activity, RNA polymerase II-specific. The record is from RefSeq and is a predicted model, not a curated record. Gene Ontology annotation, biological process: regulation of transcription by RNA polymerase II.